This is a messenger RNA of Cylicostephanus goldi, 726 nucleotides long. The record is from the annotation of a GenBank genome assembly. Lineage: Eukaryota; Metazoa; Nematoda; Chromadorea; Rhabditida; Strongylidae.
AUGUCGUUUGAUCGGUUUCUACAAGAAUCUCUUUCAGAGUAUGCCGAAUAUGUAUUCCUAGGGAUUUUCAUAAUGGAGGUCUUGCUCAAACUGUUUGCCAUGGGUACUCGGACUUAUUUUGCUUCCAAGUUUAAUCGCUUUGAUUGUAUAGUCAUUGUUGGUUCUGCAUUUGAAGUUAUUUGGGCCGAGGUGAAAGGAGGCUCAUUCGGUAUAUCUGUUUUACGUGCGCUUCGUUUGCUCAGGAUUUUCAAAUUAACUUCAUACUGGGUGUCGCUUCGUAAUCUGGUUCGAUCCCUGAUGAACUCAAUGCGGAGCAUUAUUUCCUUAUUGUUUCUCCUCUUCCUUUUCAUUCUGAUCUUCGCCCUGCUUGGAAUGCAGCUUUUUGGAGGAAAGUUCAACUUCCAAUCGAUGCAUCCCUACACCCAUUUUGACACGUUUCCUGUUGCCUUGAUCACCGUAUUUCAGAUACUGACCGGUGAAGACUGGAACGAGGUCAUGUACUUGGCUAUAGAAGCCCAGGGUGGCAUUUAUGGCGGUGGGAUGGUCUACUGUAUUUAUUUCAUCGUACUUGUACUAUUCGGAAACUAUACGCUACUGAACGUGUUCUUGGCUAUCGCUGUCGAUAACUUAGCGAAUGCGCAGGAGCUCACAGCAGCAGAGGAAGCGGAUGAGAAGGCGAACGAGAUGGACGACAGUGAGGAGGAGGAGCCGGUAAAGUCGUUUUGA